UUCGUCCGGAGGCGUGCAUCCAGUAUAGCACGUCCAUGAAUAAUCUACUACUAACUGCGGUCAUUUACUCAAACGUACAAACACCCCAUGGACUUCACAACAUAACAUUUAUAUUUUCUCCAUUUUUUUUUCAACGUAUUUUGUGCCGUGUUGUUAAGAAGGAUCUGCACAUAUGCAGUAGUGGAUCUGUGUCAGUGACUGAAUCACAAAAGCCAAGUAAUCAUGGUGAGGUUGGAGCUGGAUCAAGUGGUGCUCAGGAGGAUGAAGGAGGAUGAUGUUGAGAUGGUCAAAGCUCUCAUUAAGGAGGCCUGCGAGGGCAUGGAAAACCGCCUCAUCCUGCACAUCCUCACUCGUCCACUCUGCCUUUUCAUCCUGGCAGUCUUUUCAUCUGCCCUGCGCUGCCUCAUUCACUCCUUCAUCCUGGCCCUCGCUAUUCCUGUCUUCGUGCUCAUUAUCUACCUCAAAAUCACCAUACCGCGCUCCACAGGGGUUCUGGGCAGCAGCCGCCCCUCGUGGGACUACGUGGGCAGCAGCUUCAGGGGGACGCAUGAUGAAAUCCUACAGAAUCCUUACUCUCGGAUCAGUGGCAAGAAAGCCAUGUCGAAGAAGCAAAGACGUAGAAUCGGAGCCAAAGAAAAAGACAAGGAAACGUCAAUGGAGACGAUCACCCCGGAGAGGGAGCAGGCUGCGGGGCUGGUCUGGGUGGCAGAAAGCGAGGGCGAAAUCUUAGGCUGCCUCUUCCGAGAGAGCGAGAAACGAGCCAGCAUCAGGAGGUUUUGUCGGCUGGUGACGGGCAGCUGGUACCGCAGAGAGGGCUUGGCUCGGCUCUUCGUCCAGAGCCUGGAGCAGAAGGAGAGAGAAACAGGGGCGCUGCGAGUGUAUGCGCACGUGCCCUACCCGUCCAAGGUGGGCGAGGUCUUCUUCAGGAAACUGGGUUAUCUGCAACACGGGGAGGAGGCUGAAGAUGAGGACGCAGAGGAAGAGGAACAGCGGGAGACUCCGGAAAGAGGAUUUUUAGGAUAUCCACUCACCAAGGUGUUUUACAAAGACUUGUGAGCCACAGCCUCUAUACAGGAGUGACUUUAAGGGACGCAAACUGGACAUUUCAUCUUACAAAGCAGUGAUGUCAUUGCUGCUCUAUGUAAGGAUAUUUAGGUCUGUCAUUUAGUGAUACAAGUAUUAUUUAUUUUAUAAAAUAACAAGGGUGCACAUAAAAAUUUUGGACUGGUUCUUAAAGGAGCACCAGAGGUUUGUAGCUCAGUGCUGACUUCAUCCCAACCCGCCGACCUCACUGGAUGACUUCUAAGACUUGUAG
Molecule: messenger RNA, 1315 nt
Organism: Phycodurus eques (leafy seadragon)
Lineage: Eukaryota; Metazoa; Chordata; Actinopteri; Syngnathiformes; Syngnathidae
Gene: nat14
Product: N-acetyltransferase 14 (GCN5-related, putative)
Exons: 4
Coding region: 223-1056 (277 amino acids)
Molecular function (GO): N-acetyltransferase activity
Source: RefSeq, a predicted model, not a curated record